AUGAACGCCCUUGUUGGCGAUCCCUAUAAAGUUUUCAACCAUUAUGUCGUGCCUCAACGUUGGACCCCAAGGUUCAAUCCGGCCAAAGCUACCGUUGAGAAGAUGACAGUCUGGGUUAGGUUGCCAGGACUACCGGUGGAGCUCUUUCGAGACGACACAAUCAAACAGAUUCUUCGACAGGUGGGAACUCCGGUGAAACUGGACAGAACCACCACUGGAGUUGAUCAGGGACAUUUUGCACGGGCUGCGGUGGAAGUAGACCUCAAGAAACCUCUCACGUCUAUGAUUAUUGUGGAUGAUUGGAUUCAGCAGGUGGAAUUCGAGGGACUCCAUACCAUUUGUUUUGGUUGUGGAGAAGUAGGACAUAGAUCCAAUGUCUGUCCAAAGAACAAGCAGGUGGCUGUUGAUCAGCCGGAACAACAGGCCGCCUCUCCUAUGGAACAGACAGAGACCAUCGUCAACACCCCUUCGGAACCUACACCGGAGAUGCGGAGGUAUGGGCAGUGGAUGAUCGUCCAAAAUAAGCACGCGAAACAGGGAAAACAGAACAAGAAGUCCCCUCCCAAGGUGACGCAAAAAGAAAAAGGGAAGGCACUAUCACAACCUCCUAACACGUCGCAAAAGGACAAGGGGAAGGCUCCGGCUCAGUCUCCCAACAUGUUCUCAGCGCUCCAAGAGGAUUCGGUGCAGCUCAGUAAUGGGGACAUACCUCCAGCGUCGGAAAGGGAAGCCCACGGUGGCCUUACAAACUCCGUCGCUGACGCAGGUAAAUCUGCUGCCACCCUUGAUUUAAAUAACACUAACAUUAACUUUGGCUUUCAGAGUGAAUCCCACGUGGAUGACAAUGCUGGAAUGGCAGAGAAGGUUAGCAGCUUAGGGACCAAAAAAGCCAAUGGCAGGAAAGGCAGAAAGAGAACAGACAAGGUUAACGUGCAAAAUGGCGUUAGUAACAUUAGCCCGGUGGACAAGUCGUUGGCCAACUCUGGCGCGGGUGUCAAGAGUGGAGGCACCAGGCGUCACGCCAGGGAGCUCCUUAAAAGAUCUGAGGUUGGCGCUCUUUGCUUUCUGGAAACAAAGACUAAAGAGGCUGGUGGUUUACUGAAUAUGGCUGACAAGCUGGGUUUCUGUUCUUCCUUUAUGGUUGAUCCUCUUGGGUUUGCGGGUGGUCUUCUUCUGGUUUGGAAUAAAGAUCGUGUCCCGUUAACAGUGGUGGGACAUAACUCUCAAUCCAUCCAUACGUUGAUCCCUCGCCAUGACGGUAAGAACUUUCGUAUUUCCUUUGCUUAUGUUAGGCCCACUCGUAGGGCAAAAGAUUUGUUUUGGCAGGGCUGUAAGGAGUAUUCCAAUUCCUUCAAAGACCCUUGGGUGAUGCUUGGAGACUUUAAUGACAUCUCGGGGCAAGCCGACCAAUGGGGGGUUGGCGAGAUCGUUGCCAGUUCUGUUGAUAGGUUCUUAGAAGCUGUGAAUGACUGUGGGCUCAUGGACCUUGGGACUUCUAGAUCCAGGUUUUCGUGGUAUAGGAAAGUGGGAGAAAGGGUCACGCUUAGAAGGAAGCUGGAUCGGGUUCUUUGGAAUAUGGAGGCUCAGCUCUUCUUUCCGAAGGGAAAAGCCCACAUCCUGCCUUGCACGCACUCCGACCACCAUCCUAUUCAGUUUGAUAGCGUGGCGGGCUCCCCACCUCCGAGAAAGGAGAGGCCUUUCAGGAAAAGAAACACUCUUGCAAGAAUCGCGGGGAUCCAGGCCACGCCUAACUACGGCUCCGACAUGGGUUUGAUGAAGCUUAAAAAGACCUUUAUUGACAAUCUCCACGAUAUCCUGAAACAAGAGGAGGUUUUCUGGCAUCAAAAAUCUCGCAAGGACUGGAUUCAGGACGGUGACAGAAAUACUACUUUCUAUCAUCGAGCAACCUUGGUUAGAAGGAAUCGUGCUAGGGUCACCAUGCUAAAAGUCAACGGUGAGUGGAUUUCCAAUCCUCAAAUCAUUAAAGAACACAUCACUAAUUUUUUCAAAUGUCUUGUUGGCAGGAAUCAAGAUGAUAUUAGAGAGGCCCCUACUUUCGUGAGCGGUCGCGCCAUUAGUGAUAGACAGGCCCAAAGCUUGAUCCGACUUACUACGGUAAAUGAGGUCCGCCAGGCUGUCUUCGGCAUGAAACGCUUUGGGAGUCCGGGUCCUGAUGGAAUCCAAGCAGCGUUUUAUCGGCAUUAUUGGGAUAUCGUGGGUGACUCGGUAACACAUUUUGUUAACUCUUGUCUCACUUCAGGUACCAUCCCAAGCGGUAUGUUGGAAGCUUACAUGACCCUAAUUCCCAAAAAAGAGAAUCCUGAAAAUGCGGGGGACUUCAGGCCAAUCACGCUUUUAAACGUGAUUUUCAAAAUUGUCUCCAAAGUCCUGGUCAAUCGGCUUAAACCGAUCAUGAAGAAAAUGGUGGGCCCGUUCCAAAAUAGUUUUCUACCGGGAAGGUCUACGCUGGACAAUGUGGUCUUGACUCAAGAAGUGAUACAUAAUAUGACUAAAGCUAAGGGCAAGAAGGGCUUCAUGGUCCUCAAACUGGAUAUCCAUAAGGCCUACGAUAGUCUUGACUGGGGGUUUCUAGAGGCGGUUCUCAGCAAGUUUAACUUCCCUUCUCGUUUGAUUUCUCUUAUCAUGUUUUCUCUCAAAGAAAGCACCAUUUCUAUCAACUGGAACGGGGGCAAGCUUCCCGCCUUUGGGGUGGGUAGAGGAGUGAGGCAGGGUGACCCCUUGGCCCCUUAUCUUUUUAUUCUAGCCAUGGAGACCCUUUCUUGGGCAAUUCAAGAGGAAGUCAACUCUGGUCGUUGGAAACCCUACAAGGUGGCUCGUGGGGGCUCGGACAUCUCGCAUCUGUUCUUUGCAGAUGACCUUAUUCUCUUUGGUGAAGCUUCGGAACAACAACUCAGAUCCAUUCUAUCGGUGGUUGACAAGGUCAAACGGCGACUUGGAGAGGUGGCGGGGAUCCCGGUGUCAGACAACAUGGGCAAAUACUUGGGUAUCCCCAUCUUACAUAAGAGAGUUUCUAAAGAUAGUUUCGCGUAUAUUCUGGAAAAAAUGAAGAAGAGACUCUCAGGGUGGAAGCGUGAUUCACUUAGUCUCGCAGGAAGAAGGAUUCUCACGCAGUCGGCCCUUGCGACGAUCCCUGUGUACACAAUGCAAGCUCUAGCCCUCCCAAAAGGCACGUGCGAUAAUAUUGAUAAGAUUUGUAGGGACUUUUUGUGGGGGGAUACCCAAGAUAAGAAGAAAAUUCAUUUGGUAAAUUGGGAUGAAGUAUGUCAACCCCGCGACUCUGGAGGGCUCGGUCUUCGGAAAGCAAGCCAUUUCAACGACGCUCUUCUCGCUAAGCUUGCUUGGCAAAUGUGUGGCAAUUCUGAUAAGCUCUGGGUCAAAGUCAUGAGAGAUAAGUACGUGAAACAAGGGGAGUUCUUUUCCUCCUCGGUGCCAGGUAACGCCUCGUGGGCUUGGAAAAGCAUCAUCAGAGGUAGAAGAACAGUCAUAUCCAACGCUGUGUGGAAAGUUGGGGAUGGUCGCUCGAUAAAUGUUUGGACAGAUUGGUGGGUAGGAAACAUUCCGCUUGGCCUUGAUCAGAAUGUUGUAGUACCGGAGGGCCUCGAGUCUUGCAUGGUGAGUGACUUCAUCUUUCCUAGCAGAACUUGGGACCUACCGAAACUACAAGAGAUUCUUCUAGAGAAUAUAAUCAACAACAUCCGUGCGAUACCGAUCACGCUCAAUGAUAGGGCGAGAGACUCCAUUGGAUGGACAAACAGCGAAUUAGGUAAGUUUACGACAAAAUCUGCUUACUCUUGUGUUGCAGGGAUAUGGAAGUUGAACUGCUGGAAUAUGGAUGGUGACAAUAAUGAUUGGGAGUGGAUAUGGAAGUUGAACUGCUGGGAAAAAAUUAAGGUCUUUAUCUGGCUCAUUCUCAAAGGACGGCUGCUGACCAACGUUGAACGGUUUAGGAGACACAUUGCAGAGUCCAAUUCUUGCCCUUGUUGCGGUUCAGAAGAAGAGUCUCUAAGGCAUCUUUUUUGGGAGUGCGGCACAACUCAGGUCACGUGGAAGCUUUCGGAUACACCUCCAGACUUUAGCUUUCCCAUUCACUGGACGAAAUGCUUGGACGUUCCAACAUCAAAAGAACACUCCUCUAGCAACUGUGCAUUAGGUGGAUUAGUUCGAGACAGCACGGGGAGACUGGUUUGGGGUUUCACAACAAAGAUCGGUAAAGCCAAUAGCUUCGUAGCAGAAUUGUGGGGCCUAAGGGAGGGUCUAUGGCUCUGCCUCGAAAAGGGGGUUCUUCGGGUGAUGGUGGAGAUGGACUCCAAAGCCAUCAUUGAUCUCCUACAUGGUGAAGACGAUGCGGAUGAUUCUGGGUGUACACUGCUACACGACUGUGUUGACUUGGUGCCCAGAUUCGAGGGGAUCUCGUUCAACCACACUUUCAGGGAGGGUAACGCAUGCGCAGAUUUCUUGGCUAAUCUUGCGCAAGAGAAAGAUUGGGGCACGAGUGUGUUCACAAACGCAAUGGAAGUUUUACAGGAUUUUCAGCAAUAG
Molecule: messenger RNA, 4560 nt
Organism: Ipomoea nil (Japanese morning glory)
Lineage: Eukaryota; Viridiplantae; Streptophyta; Magnoliopsida; Solanales; Convolvulaceae
Exons: 7
Coding region: 1-4560 (1519 amino acids)
Molecular function (GO): RNA-DNA hybrid ribonuclease activity; nucleic acid binding; zinc ion binding
Source: RefSeq, a predicted model, not a curated record